AAUCGCGCAGGUGGGAGUGGCGCUGCGAUCUUCAGCGAUCCGCCGCAAAUUCGUCGGGAAGGCAGACAAAAUGGCAGACGGCGUGGAUAUUGAUCUCUACGCCGACGAUCUAGAGCAAGACUUUAACCAGGAGGGUUACAAUGAGCAUGAUGCCAACGUGGAUCUGUACGACGAUGUUAUUGCUGCACCUUCCAGCGAUGGAAACACCGACGAGGUGCCUGGGAUUGGUAACCAGUCCCAGGGAAACAGCCAUCCUUCAAAGCGUGUCGCCCUCUACAUUGGAAACCUGACUUGGUGGACUACGGACCAAGACGUCACCGACGCCAUAAGUGCUGUUGGGGUCAACGAUGUGUUAGACAUCAAGUUUUUUGAGAACAGAGCCAAUGGCCAGUCGAAGGGAUUCUGCAUUGUGACUUUGGGAUCGGAUAGUGCAGUCCGUGCUGUCAUGGAAAAGUUGCCCAAGAAGGAUCUCCAUGGUCAGAACCCGGUGGUAACGACGUGCAGUCGUCAACAUCUGAACCAUUUCGAGAUGCAGAGCCGCAAGCCCAGCCAAGGAGCUUCAUCACAGUCACGGGAAUAUGAUGAGUUUUAUCGUGGUGAGCGCCGCAUGGAUCGCUACAUGGGGAAGUACGAUCGGAACUCAGUUGGCUAUGAUGGCAAGGGACGAGGCGAACGUGACCCAUACCACUUGGGCGGCGGUAACGACAGGGGUCCGCCGUCCAGCCGGCUGGGUCCUCGGGGCCCUUCACCCCAAGGACGCUCCGAGAGGAGCCGCCCCUUUCCGAGUCAGGGACGCAUGCCCCCAGUGGGGCCACCGCUGAUUGGACAGGCUCCACCACCUCCUCAGUACACCCCAGGUGCGCCCUCACACAACUACCCACCUCCGCCGAUGAGGCUGGGGGGACCCCCACCCCCCCAGGUGCAUCCCCCGGGGCCCCCACCUCCCCUGCGGCCACCGCCUCCACAGAGCGGUCCCCCGCCACCGUUGCCAGCCAACCUGCAGGGCCCACCACCGCCCACAGGGGCUGUGCCCCCACGAACGGGACCGCCGCCUCCGAGCCUGUUGCGCAUGCCCCCUCCAAGAGGGCCCCCGCCACCGCUUGGAGCGCCCAGGGGUCCACCACUGAUACCAGACCACAGGGGCCCACCACCGGUGACCAAUGAGUGGGAGAGGCCACCAGCUGGACUGCACACCCUGCCCCCAGUGUCACAGCCACCACCGCACCCUGGUGGAGUGCCCCCCGGCCCGGCCCCACCUGGUAUGCCUCCCAAUCGGCUGCCACCGCCUGUGGUACCAGCUCCCAAUGUGCCCCCACCAGCUCCCCACGUGAACCCGGCAUUCUUUCCGCAACAUGCGGGUCUGCCACCACCACCCACCUCCACACAGCCGUCGGACCCGUACGGCAGGCCACCUCCCACACAGUACACCCACGACUACCGUGGACCCACCAGCGACAGCCACCCUUAUUCAGUAGAUCCGAGGAGUAUGUUGCCUGCAUCAUCAUCUAUGCCCUCCAGGCACAGUAGAGAGCAGCAUGACAGGCGUGACAUGAAGAAGCAAGGCUUUUCGGGCAACAAGCAAGACCCGCUGAAUCCUCCCAUCAACGAGUCCGAGUUCGAAGAGAUUAUGUCCAGAAACAGGACAGUGUCGAGCAGUGCCAUUGCCCGUGCCGUGGCCGAUGCCAGCACAGGUGAAUUUGCCAGUGCCAUUGAGACUCUGGUGACGGCCAUUUCACUCAUCAAGCAGUCUAAAGUGGCCAACGAUGACCGCUGCAAGAUUCUGAUUAGCUCUCUGCAGGACACCCUGCAUGGGAUUGAGUCAAAAUCCUACAGCACAAG
This is a messenger RNA of Rhipicephalus sanguineus (brown dog tick), 1839 nucleotides long. RefSeq names its product cleavage and polyadenylation specificity factor subunit 6. The record is from RefSeq and is a predicted model, not a curated record. Gene Ontology annotation, cellular component: mRNA cleavage and polyadenylation specificity factor complex. NCBI's taxonomy places the organism in Eukaryota, Metazoa, Arthropoda, Arachnida, Ixodida, Ixodidae. Gene Ontology annotation, molecular function: mRNA binding. Gene Ontology annotation, biological process: mRNA alternative polyadenylation.